GUCAACAGUGUGAACAGCGCCUCGAGCCCGUUAGGAAGAUGGCGACAGGAGUCCUUCAGAGAGUGAGCACCGGCUUGGCUCGGGCUAAAAACGGAGCCCAGUCAGCCGGGCAGCUUCUCGUUUGGACCAGAGGCUUUUCCACGUCCACCAUCACCAGACAAGACAGCUGGUUCAAAUCACUCUUUGUCAGGAAAGUUGACCCCAGGAAAGAUGCACACUCAACUCUACUGACCAAAAAUGAAGAAAGUAACCUCUACAAAAUUCAGUUCCAUAAUGUAAAGCCAGAAUGCCUUGAAGCAUACAACAAAUUAUGCGAGGAUGUCUUGCCCUCCAUCCAUGCUGAUAAGUACUACCCCUGUGAGCUGGUGGGCACCUGGAAUACCUGGUACGGAGAACAAGACCAGGCUGUUCACCUGUGGCGUUACAGAGGUGGUUACCCAGCCCUAACAGAGGUGAUGAACAAGCUACGUCAGAACAAGGAGUUUACAGAGUACAGGAAGGAGCGUGGUAAGAUGCUGUUGUCUCGCAGGAACCAGCUUCUACUGGAGUUCAGUUUCUGGAACGAACCAGUACCCAGAGAGGGACCUAACAUCUAUGAACUCAGAUCCUACCAACUGAGGCCGGGGACAAUGAUCGAAUGGGGCAAUUAUUGGGCAAGAGCUAUUGGAAUCCGCCAGCAAAACAGUGAAGCUGUUGGAGGAUUUUUCUCACAGAUCGGCAACCUUUAUAUGGUUCAUCAUCUCUGGGCCUACAAAGACCUUCAAUCCAGAGAAGACAUAAGGAAUGGUGCAUGGCAGCAGGAAGGCUGGGACGAGGUGGUCUAUUAUACAGUCCCUCUUAUUCAGCAUAUGGAUUCCCGGAUUAUGAUCCCCACCAAGGCAUCGCCACUAAAAUGAAAAGACAAGAGCCUCUCACAGGACUGAGCAUCAAUUGGGACCGUUCCGAUUAAGUAAACAGAGAAUUACUUCCAACAGUUUCAAUGCUGCCAAACUAUAUGACCCGUUUCUUUCAUCAUUUUUGUUUUUUUCUGGACUGUUUAAUUUGAUGAAAGAUUGAUAUCAAAAUGAAUACAUUUACAUAUUUUGAUGGUUACAGGUGGCAUAGCAUGGGGUAAACGUUAAAAAAAAAAAAAAAAAAAAAAGUUAUUACAACAUUUACCAUUUUCCUUUUUGUGUUGAUGUCCUAACUAAAAAUUGUGUGUGUUGUGGUAGUUGCAGUUGCACUCAAAAUUAUUCAACCCCCAUUGUAAAAUUCAUCUGCUAAAUGCACAAAACUUUCAGUAGUCGGCAAGUUUAAAAUGUGCUGCACUAUUUAUUUUGUUUCCCCUUUAGCUUAUUGGUGACAAAUUUAAUUAACAAUGGGUGUUGAAAUAUUUGGAGUGCAAAUGUUUCAAUUCAAUCACCGGAUGACCGCAUACCCAGUACAGCAUCUAAAUUAACAUAACACAAAUCCCAGUUAGAUAAAAUGGGAGCUAAUAGUUGGAAAGACUAUCUCAGUGAUGCUUGGUAAUAUUUAAAUUACUGGUCAUCUACAGUACAUGGACACAAACUACAAAAGUGUCAACGCAAACAUUAUGUCCAAACAAAUAUUAUAUAUAUUUUAUUUUAUUUUGGGGGGGGGGGGCAAGUCGACAUUUUUGCUUUGACAUAUUCGUCGGUCCUUGUUACUCCACCGCCAUAUGUCACUGGCUGGUCAUUAAUUUCAACAUUUUCUCUUGCCACAUGUCAGCUAAUCAUUGAUAAAGAAGCUGAGAAUUUACCAAAGUGGCUUGAAAUAUUAAAAAGCAGCUGUAUGGCAUGUACAUGUUAAUAUUCUUGAUCAUAUAACUGCUGGAGCUCACUAUAUUGUGCAACAGGGGGCUUUUAUUUAUUCAGUGUAACCUUGAUUGUUAACUGUUUAAAUGUUAGCUGGGAUAACAUGAUCAUCAAAACUUUGAGUCGCAAAGUUAACAGUAUCAACGUUUUUUUACACGUUUUUUUUUGACUGAAAUGCAUCUUGUUUUCCCGAGAUCCUUUUUUUUAAAAACAAUACAAUCCUGUUAUGAAGUUUCCUAGACGUGUUUGUAAAUGUGACCUUUUCAUUUUUUUUUUUUGCUUUUGUGUGAACAAAGCAUGCCUUGCUUUUAAAUUAUAUAUGUAAGAUAUUUUCAGGGGAUUAAACGAUACACACAUGAGCAGUCACACCUCUAUAUUCGGAUUUUAUCCUCCAAAAAAAAAAAAUCAUGUCUUUUGUCGUGCUCAGGCAAUAACAACAGAAUUAAAGAAAUUCAAGAAACCAA
Molecule: messenger RNA, 2278 nt
Organism: Corythoichthys intestinalis (scribbled pipefish)
Lineage: Eukaryota; Metazoa; Chordata; Actinopteri; Syngnathiformes; Syngnathidae
Gene: nipsnap2
Product: nipsnap homolog 2
Exons: 10
Coding region: 39-896 (285 amino acids)
Cellular component (GO): mitochondrion
Source: RefSeq, a predicted model, not a curated record